Xiphophorus maculatus (southern platyfish) is the source of this 3975-nucleotide messenger RNA. RefSeq names its product zinc finger FYVE-type containing 28 (gene zfyve28). Gene Ontology annotation, cellular component: early endosome membrane. The record is from RefSeq and is a predicted model, not a curated record. NCBI's taxonomy places the organism in Eukaryota, Metazoa, Chordata, Actinopteri, Cyprinodontiformes, Poeciliidae. Bases 308 to 3262 code for a protein of 984 amino acids. Gene Ontology annotation, molecular function: metal ion binding. The transcript is spliced from 15 exons. Gene Ontology annotation, biological process: negative regulation of epidermal growth factor-activated receptor activity.
UUAACGGGGGGACAGAACAGAACAGAGCGGAGCAGAUCCGUCAGUCGGUUAGUGUCCGGGGGAAGGAGGCAGACUGAGCGUCGGAAAAGAGGAAAAUGGGAAUAACUCCCCGUAGAUGUGCUUUGUUCCGGUCCACAUCCACGGUGUAGACUCGGAGAACCAACCGUACACCGUGUCUGGUUCUCCGGCUGACAGCGGAUCCGCCGCAGCUAGCUGGGUUAGCAGCCCGCCGUCACCGUGAGGCUCCCGACCGACCGGGCGGGCGGCAGAGGAGAGCUGAGGAGGGGCUGUGACAAAGGAAGGAGCCAUGAACCGCUUCAGAAAGUGGCUCUAUAAACCCAAGAGGACGGACCCGCAGCUUCUGGCCCAGUUCUACUAUGCCGACGAAGAGCUCAACCAGGUGGCCACUGAGCUGGACAGCCUGGACGGCAGGAAGGACCCUCAGAGAUGCACGCUGCUGGUCAACCAGUUCCGGUCCUGCCAGGACAACGUGUUGAACAUCAUCAGCCAGAUCAUGGAUGAAUGUAUCCCCAACGACCGCGCCAACAGAGACUUCUGCGUCAAAUUCCCUGAGGAGAUUCGCCAUGACAACUUGGCGGGACAGCUGUGGUUCGGAGCUGAGUGUUUGGCUGCAGGCUCCAUCAUCAUGAACAGGGAGAUAGAGAGCAUCGCCAUGAGACCCCUGGCGAAAGACCUGACGCGCAGCCUGGAGGAGGUGCGCAGCAUCACCAGAGACCAGGCCCUGCGAGACCUCAACUACUACACAGACCGCAUGAAGGACGCUUUACGACAUUUUGACAGUCUUUUCGCUGAGUUUGAGCUCAGCUACGUGUCAGCCAUGGUGCCUGUGAAAAGUCCCAAAGAAUACGACGUGCAGCAGGAGGUGAUUGUCCUCUUCUGUGAAACUGUUGAACGGGCACUCAGGCUGGGCUACCUAACCCAGGACAUGAUCGAUGACUACGAACCUGCUCUGAUGUUUACCAUUCCCAGACUGGCCAUUGUUUGUGGGCUGGUCGUUUAUCCUGAGGGACCUCUUAACCUCGACCGGAAGUCUGAGGACAUGUCGGAGCUCUUCAGGCCUUUUCGCACUUUAUUGAAGAAAAUCAGAGAUCUCCUGAAGACUCUGACUGAGGAGGAGCUGCUGAGUCUGGAGAAGAACCUGUGCAUCUCCCAGGACGGGGAGUUGGCCUCAAACGGCAUCCCGGUUCCGGUCCAGGAGAACCCGUCUUCCCAUAGCCUCGCCAACGACGCUUCCAACGGGCAGGGCAGCGGGGAAGAAGACCCUCUCCCCGUGUUCGUCUCCCCUGAUCAGGACAAGGAGUUGGCGGAGGUGGAGAGCGGCUGGGAGGAGGUGGAAACCCAAAACGGCGAGGAGGAGCCGGAGCAGGGCCUGCUGUGCGAGGAGGCGGAGGAGGCGGAGCUAGCCUGCUCCAUGCAGUACGACGAGGAGGAGCUGGAGCAGCUCAACAUGAUGGUGUACAGGGUGGGGGACGAAAUGUCCACGCUGCUGUCCCCGCCCAGCCAGGGCCAGUCCCCGGCCCGUCGGCCCAGCAGGGGGGAGCCCGCCGGCUCCAGCGGGGCCUCCAGCACCCAGGCGUCGCCACGCAGGAUGGCGGCGAACCGAAUCAGAACCGGCGUCUACGUGGAGGAGGAGGAUCGGGUUUUCUUCAUGGAGGACGUCGACGCGGCAGGAGACGGCAGCUGCAUCGUGUCUCCUAAAGCCCUGCCUAAAGGAUCGACGCCUCCACUGCAGCAGAAACCCGGACCCGGUUCUGGUAUCAACGGAUGGAGCUCUGCCACAACGUCGGAGCAGCCCUGUCCCACGGCAAAACGCCCCCUCUGCUCCCACGCACCCCGCAAUGAGCCGCUGCCUUACAGCAACGGCUGGGACAGGGGGUUAGAGGGCACUGCGUCGGAAACGGCGGAGGUCAUCGCCCACCGCAUGGGCGGGAUGAAGCUGUCGGCCACCGUCAUCUUCAACCCGCGCUCACCCAGCCUGACGGAGCUGGCCGUGGACAAGCUGCUGCUGCCCCGGCCCGCUGCAUCUGAGAUCGAGCCCUGCGGCCCUCUAGUGGCCACUCACUGUCUGCUGAACUCCUGCGUGUGCUGCGGGAGCUGCGAGGACGCUCAUGAAGACGGUGGCGUUGCCUCGGAUACCGCCGGCUUGGAGCUGGGCCUGGCUCUGGGUCUGGACAAACACUGCAAGAGGCCGGCGUCCAGCGCCGUCAUCCAGUCCGCUGCCUGCCAGCUGCCGCCGCGUGCCCACCAGCGGUUCGCUAAGGGCGAACUCGCCCAGCAGACUCCCCCGUCCGCCUGCCGCCCUGGGGAUCCGCCAGCGGAGCGCUCAGAUUCGCUGCUCUGUGACAAGUGUCUGGUGGCUCCAGGUCGGGGCUCCAGAGGAGGCCAGGGAGCGUCAACGUUCAGCCGCCAACUGAGCCACGACAGGAGGCAGCAAGCCGGCGAAGCCCGGCAGCGAGAGAACAACCUGGACAACGACAGAAUAGACAAUAAGGAGCCCAAGGAGGACAUUAGGAGAUGCUUCAGUUUUCAGAAGUCGCCCCUCAGCUCUGUGUCAGGUAGUGACUGCGACAGUGUGUCGGUCACCACAUGUAGUCUGUCGAGCAGUGCUUACACUCCAAGCCCCGUCAGCAGCCUGACUCCGAGCUCAGGGACUUCGGAGGACCUGGACCAGCAGGAGAUCAGGCUGGCGCUGCAGGACGCCAGGGUGGCAGCGAGGAGCAAGAUCCGCUCCCGGUUUCACAGCAGCAGUGACCUCAUCCACCGUCUCUUCGUUUGCAUAUCAGGCGUCGCCGAUCAGCUGCAGACCAACUACGCCAGCGACCUGCGAAGCAUCCUGAAGACUCUCUUUGAAGUAAUGGCGACGAAGUGCGAGCAAGGAGACAACAAUAAGCAAAAAAAGGUAGGCCCCGUUCUGCGCAGUGCGGUGCUGGAGGAUUGUGCUCUCUGUCAGGAAACUAUUUCUUCAUCAGAAUUGGCAGCCAAAGCCCGGGAAGGACAGUUUGAAGAUCCUCCAGACUGGGUCCCCGACGACGCCUGCAACUCCUGCAUCACCUGCAAGGCUCCCUUCACCGUCAUUCGCAGGAAGCAUCAUUGUAGGAGCUGUGGAAAGAUCUUCUGCUCCCGCUGCUCAUCCCACUCGGCUCCGCUGCCGCGGUACGGCCAGGUGAAGCCCGUCCGGGUCUGCACCCACUGCUACAUGUUUCAUGUCACGCCUUUCUACAGCGACAAGCCCGCCAUCUGAUCCCAGGUCAGAACCAAAAAGCACACCGUCUGCUCCAAGAGCAUAAUAUGCAACGGACAGAUUCACUCCACAGUGCUCCAGAUAAUCCUUAAAGGUCAUGAUUGUAGUUGCUGACCUCAGCCGCAGGGAGCGGAGAGUCCAGCCCAGAACCUCGGGUCUGAUUGUAGGAAUGCCGAGGCGUCAGCAGAACUGAAAGUCCAAUCGCUCUGCAGUCUGCUUCACAGAAUCAGAACAUUUUUCUCUUCUGCAGGUGUGAAUAAUCAAGCUUCCUGUUUGCUUCUGUGAGCUUCCCACAUGUGUCCCGGUGCUGGCGCUCCAACAGAACUCAGAUCAGUAGAGCUGGACGAUACGGCUUCAAAAUUUAAUCUGAGAUCUGGUUUCCAAUUUUUUUCUUUUCUAAAAAAUAAAUUAAUAUUUGUAUUUCAAUUAUCUCUUCUGCAAACUGUACGACAGAGUAUCAGAGCCAGGCUACAAAAUGUUUUUUAAUUAUGAGAAUAAUAUAAUGUUAGCAGAAUAAUGACACAAUUUUACCAAAAGAACAUCUUAAAAUUACAGGAAAAUACAUUUUAAUGAGAAAAGACUUCUAUUUAUCAGGAUCUGACAUGAGCAGAUCAGUUUGUUGUUCUAAAUAGAAACAUUAAUUUCAAAGUCCUGCUACUGAUACUAAUUUAAUGCUGACAUGUUAAAUUUUUUUUAAUUAUUUUCACAUCUUA